Messenger RNA from Aplosporella prunicola CBS 121167, 2140 nucleotides. RefSeq lists its product as uncharacterized. The coding region runs from base 1 to 1986 and encodes 661 amino acids. Lineage: Eukaryota; Fungi; Ascomycota; Dothideomycetes; Botryosphaeriales; Aplosporellaceae. The transcript is spliced from 2 exons. Gene Ontology annotation, molecular function: protein binding. Gene Ontology annotation, cellular component: ubiquitin ligase complex; cytoplasm. The record is from RefSeq and is a predicted model, not a curated record.
AUGGUCGUCCCAAAGCAUCAGCUAGAGGCUGCCUUGCACGCCGAGAACCAAGCCAUUCGUGCUGGUAAGCUCAAGGAAGAAAAUCCCCUCGACACCAGCGAGGACUUUCGAGUGCUCUGCGAAGCUUGCCGUCGAGGUGAUCUCAAGCUUUGUCAAGAGCAGAUUACCAAAGGUGUUAACAUCAAUGCCCGAGAUCGUUAUGAUUAUACUCCUCUGAUCUUGGGUAGUUUGUGUGGCCACUAUGAAGUAGUGCAGCUCCUUCUUGAAUCGGGCGCCCUCUGUGAGCGUGAUACCUUCCAAGGCGAACGAUGCUUGUAUAAUGCCCUCAAUGACCGGAUACGAAAUCUCCUCCUACAAUAUGAUUAUUCCAAAUCGACGGAUCCUCUACAGCCGCUGGCGGCACACAUCACCUCGAUCCUUGCCCGAGACACGCCGGAUACAUCAGAUAUCACCAUUCAGACUCAUGAGAGUUCGUUGCGGUUGCACAAGUUUUUGUUGUCCGCACGAUCGCCAUUUUUCGCGAAGAAAUUCGCUGAGAAUCCUGAGAUGAAAAGCAUGAAGCUUACCUCAGUGGCGUUACCUCCAGAAUCGCUAGAAAUUGCUGUUCGUCAUCUAUACUUGGCCGAGGUCAAUGCGGAUCUAGGCGAAGGACAGGAGGAACAAAACAUUUUGACAGGCAUUGAUAAAUUGAGCAAGCAGCUUGAGAUAGAGCAGCUGUUUGAAAAUAUCUUGGAAAGUGGCGACAGACGGCAGGCUCGUCAAAGACGACAGGACGAAAUCCACAAAGGACGCGGUCAGCUGGAGAACUGGUUCCGGGAGAAUGUUCUCAAGCACAAGAUUCACAUCGACACGACCAAAGCCGAUAGUGUCCGCUGGGAUCGGGAUAAUGGCAUCUUCGCUGAUGUCCUUUUGCGUGCGGAUGAAGAUGAGGAUGAAGAUGAAGAUGAAGGCACACCUACGCCAUCGUCGACCGAUUCAGAUACCCCACGGUUGAGAAACACCCAAGGUCCUCUAAACGGCAUCCCCAUUGGUCCUUCCCACAUUUCACGUUCUCCUAGCCGCGUUCGCCAACCCCGGAAAUCAGUCCUUUUCCCCGCUCACCGCGCCAUGCUCAUCCGUUCCGAAUUCUUCCAAACCAUGUUCAGCUCCGCCUUCCGCGAAGCGCAACAAACUCCUCAUCUCCAGAUCAUUUCGAUUGACUGCUCUCCUCGAGUGCUGGAGAUUGUAUUGACUUUCUUGUACACCGAGCGGGCCGACUUUCCGCUUGAUGUUGCUAUUGAUGUGUUGUUUGCCGCCGAUCUUUUGUGGCUGGAAAAGCUCAAGGUUCGGGCGGCUCAGAUCAUCAGCACGUUGGGCAAUGCGGCGUCAGUGGUGGAGGCGGACAACCCGCGCGGUGAGACAGCGCUCGAGGAGACGAUUGAUAUUUAUGAUGUGGUGCGGGCGGGGUGGGACACGCGGGUGCAGCGACUAGAAGAGUUUGGUGCGCGGUACAUUGCGUACCGGUUGGAGAGGUACAUUGAUGAGGAAGAGUUUGCAGAGUUGGUCAAGGAGAGUGCGAUGCGAGUUAAGGGUCGACAGGAGACGGACACGGUCGAGUUGGUUGAUGAUAUCCGGUACUACCUGAGCGAGCGCUUCCGGUUGCGCUUUGAAGAUUCGGGACUUGAAGAGAUGAUGGAAGACAAUGGCGAGUUGUCACCAGAGAUGGCGGCGGCGCUGGCGCAGAAGGGUUCAGAGGCCGUGGCGAACCAGGCGAGUCCGGAGCAGGUGGCAGAUGCGCUUGGGGGCAUGGAUAUUGGUGUUACGGACGAGCAUGCGCAUUUGGAUGAGGAGGAGGCGGAAGCUGAGAGGGCACGUCUCGCGCAGGGUGCGAUUAGGACGUUGGAUGGGGAGCUUGCAGGUGAUGAGUUUGCUCAAGAUGCGAUCAACUACCAGAUUUUGCUGGGUAAGAUUGAUUCGCUGUUGGAUAGGCUCAAGUUGGAUGCUUAGAUGUUGGAGGUGGAGGGUGAUGGAGGGUGGUGGAAGAUGGUUGAGUGGUGUUUGAAUUCAAGACGACGUUGAUGUAUACAGACGGAGGUCGAACUGGAAUUUUACCUAUCUCACUGAUAGUUACGAGACACGCGCAUGUACAAAGAACAAGAAC